Pundamilia nyererei is the source of this 534-nucleotide messenger RNA. Its product is annotated as ictacalcin-like. The record is from RefSeq and is a predicted model, not a curated record. The transcript is spliced from 3 exons. Gene Ontology annotation, cellular component: cytoplasm. Bases 92 to 370 code for a protein of 92 amino acids. Gene Ontology annotation, molecular function: calcium ion binding; calcium-dependent protein binding; transition metal ion binding. NCBI's taxonomy places the organism in Eukaryota, Metazoa, Chordata, Actinopteri, Cichliformes, Cichlidae.
AGCAGCUUUGCCACCCAUUGGUUCAUCACAACAGCUCUACCAAGAUCAACAGUAGCCUCCAAUUGUCUUAAACCUCAGCACUGCCCCAAUCAUGUCUCAAAUCCAGCAGGGUAUGGCACUGCUCAUUGCCGCCUUUCAUAAAUACUCUGGCAAGGAGGGAGACAAACUCACCCUAAGCAAGGGAGAGCUGAAGGAACUUCUUCAAACUGAGCUUGGAGACAUAUUUGGCAAAUCCAAUGACAAGGCAGCAAUAGACAAGAUCUUCAAGGAUCUGGACGCAAACGCGGACGGCACUGUGGAUUUUCAAGAGUAUGUCACGCUGGUCGCCUGCCUCACUAUGAUCUGCAACGAUUUCUUCUCCAAAAAAUAAGGAUCCGAGCGCCACCUUGGGGCCAACUGAGAGAGCUGCCGUUCGGUGACAGGAAGUGUCCCUUGACAGCUGUUUUGAAGAAGAUAUAAACACAAAUAUAUGACAAUGAAGUCAAACUUAUACUGAAAUCCAAAAUGAAAUAAAUCUUUUUUUUCUCUCUGAAA